Maudiozyma barnettii is the source of this 1797-nucleotide messenger RNA. RefSeq names its product signal recognition particle subunit SRP68 (gene SRP68). The transcript has a single exon. Gene Ontology annotation, biological process: SRP-dependent cotranslational protein targeting to membrane. The coding region runs from base 1 to 1797 and encodes 598 amino acids. NCBI's taxonomy places the organism in Eukaryota, Fungi, Ascomycota, Saccharomycetes, Saccharomycetales, Saccharomycetaceae. The record is from RefSeq and is a predicted model, not a curated record. Gene Ontology annotation, molecular function: signal recognition particle binding; 7S RNA binding; endoplasmic reticulum signal sequence receptor activity. Gene Ontology annotation, cellular component: signal recognition particle, endoplasmic reticulum targeting.
AUGGUUGUCUAUUCACCAAUUGCUGCUACGUAUGGUUCUCGUAUUGAACAAUUUGUUGAGACAGAGUCUGAUUUCAGUAAAUAUCACGAUAAAUUAAACGUGAAAUUGAGACAUCUAAGACAUCGUUGUAAGAUAGUUACUAAGGAUACCAGAAAAUAUAGCGCCAAAGAAAAGUACUCCAAGAUCACAUCUGAUGAUUAUGACAAGAAGAACAAAUUAUUCGGUGCUUUGGUCUUAAUGCAUUCCGAAAGAGAUCUUUCCUUUGCAGAGGCCAUCAAACUCAGAAUCCGUCAAAGAGGGAAACCAAAAGGUGGUGAACAGAAAUUGCUAGAAACCAGAUUGAAGAAGGCCUACAAGACAUCUCAAAAUCUCCUUAAGAUAACACAAAACGAAGGUCAAUGGAUCACUCGUGCGCAAUAUCUUGCCUACGCCAAAAUUGUCCAUGCUGAAUAUUUGAUAUUUGGGAAAAAAGUUAAGACUAAGAACAAUAAAUUGAUAACUAAGGAACUAGCUCUAGCUUUAGCUGCAUGUGCAUUUUUAAAAGACAAACAAAUAUUACCAACUGACAUUAUCGAUUAUUUAAACACCAGAUAUGAAUAUACUUUGACCCAAUAUGGUGAGGGUAUUACAUCCGCUGUUGAUGUUCAUAAUUUUGUUAGCAAGAUUGUAGAGGCAGAAAGAGAUACUAAUGACGAAUUGGCUAGUUUAUUGUUCAAAAAUGGUUACAUAACAAAGCUUGAAGAUGUCGAAAUGGAAAAGGGACCUGUUAACAAUAAGAUCGAAUGGAGAGCUUUUAACUGUAAAAUUAAAGAUAACCAAAUUGCUCAAUUAAUUAAUGAUGUUUCAGUUGUUCAAAUCAAAGACAUUGCUGAUUAUAGUUCCAAACUGUCUAAAUGGGAGGCCAUUCUAAGUAAACAACAUGACCGGAUGGCACGUCAAGUUGGUGAUGAAAUGGAUGUCGAAGGUGAUGAAAAUAUAGAUAAUGAGGAAAACGAAGAGAUUUUACUAGCUUACAUUAAGUUCCAAACAAUUUUUACUUCUAUUUCUCGUGAUGCUUCGUUAUUUAAUAAGUUAUGGAAACAAUGGGAAAAAUUAGGUUCUUCUAUGUCAUCUAAAUUAACAAAAUACAAGGAAAUCGAACGUAUUGUCAAAAAUUUGAAGAGUUAUUUAAAAGAGGUUACUGAACUACCUGGUAUAUACUCUGAUGAUGAACUGAUUUUUCAAUUAGAACUAUCUAUGGACUAUUUCCAACUGUAUUUAAAUGCUGGUUGCUUAGCAUCUUUAUACCAAUCGAAGGGUAAAUAUAGAGAAUCACUUGCUAUUUAUGUACACUCAUACCAAACUUUACAAGGAAAAUUACAAGUUCAAAAAAACACUCCGUUGAUAAAUUUGCCUGAGGAAUUGCUAACUGAACAAGCAUUAGCUAAAUUAGAUGACAUGAUUAAGACUGGGUGGAAGAGUGUUAUUGCUUUGGCUGAAUAUGAAAAAGAACUGAAUACUUCGUAUAUUGUUCAAAAAUAUCAACCUACUGUUAUAGAGAAGAUUGAUUCAAUAUCUGUGAAACCAAGUGAUGUUCAUCUAAACAAUUUAUUCCCUCUAAGACCUAUUGUCAAACCUGUUGGAGCUAAGCCAACUCUAUUUGAUUUAGCAUUUAAUUACAUCGAAUACGAAGAGGAUGUUAAUGCAAAGACCAAAUAUAAUGAGACUGUAGAAAAGAAGAACCUUGAUGGUGAACAAAAUACUCCAGAUGAUCAACCUGCCAAGAAGCGUGGUUUCCUAGGUCUGUUUGGCCGUUAA